Messenger RNA from Acomys russatus (golden spiny mouse), 720 nucleotides. RefSeq names its product translocator protein 2 (gene Tspo2). NCBI's taxonomy places the organism in Eukaryota, Metazoa, Chordata, Mammalia, Rodentia, Muridae. Bases 78 to 566 code for a protein of 162 amino acids. Gene Ontology annotation, molecular function: cholesterol binding. The record is from RefSeq and is a predicted model, not a curated record. The transcript is spliced from 3 exons. Gene Ontology annotation, cellular component: endoplasmic reticulum; membrane.
GAGGACCAAGAGAAGGAAGGAGGGAGGCUCAUCCUAGCACACUCUCUGCCUCCCCAGAUCUCGCCUCCCUGCAGUGAAUGCAGCUUCAAGGGCCUGUCUUUGUGGGUGUGCCCCUCCUGGGACCCAUCCUGAUUCGGAUGUUUACGCAUCACAUAUCUGGUUGGUGUGAAGACGAGAGGAAGCUGCCUUGGUGCCCACCCCACAAGGUCAUUCUGCUUGUGUGGGCAGCUAUCUACUCUGUCAUGGGCUAUGCCUCCUACCUGGUGUGGAAGGACCUGGGAGGGGGCUUCCGGUGGUCCCUAGCACUGCCACUUGGGCUCUACACUUUCCAGCUCGCCCUCAGCUGGACCUUCUUGACUCUCUUCUUGACGGCUGACAAUCCUGGGCUGGCCCUCCUGGACCUGCUGCUGCUCUACGGGCUGGUGGCAAGCAUGGUGCUUAUCUGGCAGCCAAUCAACAAGCUGGCUGCUCUGCUCCUGCUGCCCUACCUGGCCUGGCUCACUGUGACCACCGCCAUCACCUACCGCCUGUGGAGGGACAGCCUGUGUCCAGCGAACCAGCCUUAGCCAUCCGAGAAGAGCAACUGAGGCACCAAGAUACAGGAGAGGAGGGAAGAUGGUAAGAAUGGGGAGUGGCUGUGGAGUAGGACCGCUUGAUGUGGCUGCCCUCCUGAAGCUUCCUGUCACCCUUUCUCCUUAGACUUCAGAGAAAUAGAAAAGA